CCUCGAUCAGUUUCUUCGACGACUCUGUUUUAGUUUCUCUCGCGGUUCUCUUCGCGCCUCCGUCGCUCUGUCGCUCGUUCAGCUUGCUCUCUCUUUCGUGCUUCGGUGACGGAGAGAUGGAGGAAACUGAUUCAAAGAUGUGGCCUGAGUUAAUAGCUAAAGCUUUGGUAGAUACUAUAGCUAAAAGUCAUGAGUUGAGGGAAGCACUUGCUGCGUGGACUGAAGCAACUAAGGCAAAAGCUGAGAGAUACAAAGGUGAGAGAAGGAAGGAGGCCACUUCUUCGUCGUCGGAUUAUUCUCUUGCAAAGUGUGUGAUUGCUCUUGAGGAGAUGGGGGACGAUGCAGAAUAUGGUUUUGUGGAAGCCUUGAAAAUUUUCAAGAGCGACCCUGAAUGGAGAGAGAUUUUUCUUACCAUGACUUUUGACAAGAAAAAGCGAUGGCUAAGUCUUGUUGAAUAUGGACGUUUAUGAGUCUUUAUGUUGUUAUUGAACUUCUUGAUUAUGCCAUUAAACUUGUGAGUUUGGGUUGGUGAGGUUUUGUGAGCCUUUAUUCUGUUAUUCUCUAAAAGCAUGUCUCACAAUAAUCUGCCACUUGUCAAUUUUAAGCCCGAGAGCAUGCCUCAGUUGCUGUA
This is a messenger RNA of Prosopis cineraria, 631 nucleotides long. RefSeq lists its product as uncharacterized. The transcript is spliced from 2 exons. Bases 117 to 470 code for a protein of 117 amino acids. The record is from RefSeq and is a predicted model, not a curated record. NCBI's taxonomy places the organism in Eukaryota, Viridiplantae, Streptophyta, Magnoliopsida, Fabales, Fabaceae.